Messenger RNA from Caenorhabditis bovis, 1323 nucleotides. The record is from the annotation of a GenBank genome assembly. Lineage: Eukaryota; Metazoa; Nematoda; Chromadorea; Rhabditida; Rhabditidae.
AUGCAAUGGUUUCCGGGAUCGGUGGACACGGCGAUUCAGAUAUCGCGCAAGAACAAAGCGCUUCUCAUCGUCUACAUCGCCAGCGACGACGAGAACGGCAAACUCAUGGAGCGUCUCUGGAACGAGAUCGACGCGCCGAAUUUCGCGUGUCCGACGGUCGGCAUUCGAAUGCACAAAAAUGACAAAGAAGCUCAACAAUUCGCGCAAGUUUAUCCCACACCAUUUUUGCCGGCGAGCUAUUUGAUUGAUCUCCAUGGAAAACCGCUGGAAGUGAUUACCCACUUAAUUGGGCUUAAUAAUGAUUCGUUCCGAAGUCGCCUCAACAAGGCGGUUGAUCAAUUUGUCAAGGAUAAUGGGGCGAACGUCACGACUCCAAUUGUAGCGGCUCCGCAAGCUUCUGCUCCAGCUCCGGCACCGACGUCCAGCCAGCAAGAGAUUGCUGAAAAAGUGCUUCGCGCCAAGAAGCUACUCGAAGAGAAGAAGAAGCUCGACGAGGAGAAGAAGAUCGAGGAGGGCAAGAUGAAGGAGAUCGAGCGAAUCAAAAAUCUCAAAAUGAUGCAGAAGGCGAAGGAGGAGCGCGAGGAGCGCGAGAUACGCGAAGCGGCGAAACAACGCGCGCGCGAGAAAUUGGAGUCGGAGAAGGAGCGCGAGCGGCUCCGCGCGCAAAUCAAAGCCGAUCGCGAAGAAGCCGAAUAUCGGAAGAAGCGAGAAGCGGCGGCGGCGAAUUCGAGCGGCGAGUCGGCGAGAAUCGACGAGACGACGACGACGACGAAGGCGAUUCCGACAGACCGUUGCCGAAUUCGCGUGCGAAUGCCGAAUGGUUCGACGCUUGACGAGGAAUUCGCGUCCGGCGACAAUCUGAAUUCGUUGAUUGAGAUUAUUAGACAGAAAACGCAAAUUCAAGGCGAAUUCGAGUUAUCGCAAGCAUUUCCGAAGCGCAUUUUCAAUGGUGACGAUUUGGACAAGAAUUUCAUUGAAAAUGGUUUGACGCCAUCGAGUUCGUUGAUUGUUCGCCAAUCAAUGGCGCAGAAUCAACUAUCAAAGCCGUCGAGCUUCAUGAGCAUUCUGUCAUGGCUCUUUUUGAGUCCGAUUCAGAUGAUGGUUGCAUUGUUCACGAGCUGGACGAGCAGCGGCCGAAGUGGCAGCUCGAAGAAGGAUGAUGAGCCGGAGCCGGCCGGCGGCGAUGCUCAGCCGCGUCGUCGCGGAAUGCCGAGAAGCGCGGAAGUGCGACGACGCGGCAACUUCGCCGCACUCGAUAAUCCGAACGAUAGCGAUCCUGAAGAAGAAGCGAGAUAUAAUGGCAAUUCGACAAGUUUCCUUUAA